CUAGACCAAAUGUCGAUAUUAACAGCAGAAAGAUUGGUCAGAUUGGCUUACAAGUACCCGCUUCUUCAUAACAGCUGGUUUUUAAUAGCCUCAGCUUGUUUGAGUGUGGUGAAUCAUCCUAAUGAGAUUGCUCAGGUAUUCCAUUUUGCUUUGAGACAACAAUUACUUGAAUAUAGCUGUGAUAAAUCACUUCUUACAGACAAAUCACUUGUUCAGUUAGCGCAAGACUCCAUCACAUCUUCUGAAAAAUAUAAAGAUUUUACGUCGGUUGGGGUAAAUUUACCGGAUAUUUUGAUUCCAUAUUCGUUAUAUGAUAAAUUACCGCUUGGAUUUAAGUUUUCCAGGACCGAAGAUAUACAUGCUACACAGAUGGUUAUUGCCAGUAAGAUGAGGGAGGUUUUAUUGAAAGGCGCCGCUUUGGCUGGGUUACCAAAGUCGAUCAAUGCGUUGGUUACAUUGAAAAAUGUAACCCCAAGUAAUAUCAAGCCAUCUCAUAAUUAUGAAAGACAACCUACAGUUCGCCCAGGACACGUCCGUCUGUCUAACAUUGUACAAGAAGAUGUGGCUGGAACCCAUUUUGAAGAAACCUCUCCUGGCAAUAAUCCCGGAGUUACUUUUGAUACUAUUGAUGGACCAAUUUCAACCGAUUCAUUAAAUCAAAAGGAAAUAGUACUGAAUAUGAAGCGAGGAUCGGAAUUUUGGAAUACUGUUUACUCUACUAAAGUCAACACCAGAAUCAAAAGACAAAUGUUUAACGCAUACCCUGAUCUUUGGCAAUUUGCCUAUCAUAACGUUUAUUCUCCGCUAUUAAGUUUUACUGAAAUUUUAUCAGCCAAAGAAACCUCAAUGUGUAUUGUUUCUAGUUUGAUUCCUCAAGACGUGAACCCGCAAUUGAAGGGCCAUUUACGUGGUGCCUUGAAUGUUGGCUGUCUGAAAGAAGAACUAGAACAAUUAAGAGGAUUAGUUGUUGAUUUAUGUGAUUGGUGUGGUAAUGUAACCUGGCAAGGUGGUAAAGAAAGUAUUGCAAAAUUGUAAUUUUUAAAUUAUCUUAUAACUAUAUAUUCAAUAAACA
Hyphopichia burtonii NRRL Y-1933 is the source of this 1072-nucleotide messenger RNA. RefSeq lists its product as uncharacterized. The transcript has a single exon. NCBI's taxonomy places the organism in Eukaryota, Fungi, Ascomycota, Pichiomycetes, Serinales, Debaryomycetaceae. Bases 10 to 1035 code for a protein of 341 amino acids. The record is from RefSeq and is a predicted model, not a curated record.